Molecule: messenger RNA, 3474 nt
Organism: Rhinocladiella mackenziei CBS 650.93
Lineage: Eukaryota; Fungi; Ascomycota; Eurotiomycetes; Chaetothyriales; Herpotrichiellaceae
Exons: 2
Coding region: 1-3474 (1157 amino acids)
Molecular function (GO): protein binding
Source: RefSeq, a predicted model, not a curated record
AUGCGCCUGGUGAAAAUUGGCAGUCGUGGUGAGCUUAACCUGACAAAAGACCUCAAUGAAGAUAUUCCGAGCUACGCGAUCCUUUCGCAUACUUGGGGAGUGGAUGAUGAAGAGGUGACUUUCAACGAUCUAAAAGAGGGAUCUUGGAAGAGUAAGCCAGGCUAUACGAAGAUUCGUUUCUGUGCGGAACAAGCUCGAAAAGAUGAUCUCCGACAUUUCUGGGUGGACACAUGCACCAUCGACAAAGCAAACCAUACCGAACUCUCCGAAGCAAUCGCCUCGAUGUUUCGCUGGUACCGUGACGCAGGGAAGUGCUACGUGUACCUAUCAGACGUUACUGCUCGCAAACGCGACAAUACCGGGGCUGAGCGGGCGUGGGAAUCCGCCUUUCGGAAAAGCAGAUGGUUCACACGGGGCUGGACGCUUCAAGAACUCCUUGCUCCGAAAUCAGUGGAGUUCUUUUCGCGAGAAGGAGAGCGGUUGGGUGAUAAAAACACGCUUGAGCGGCAGAUCUACGAAGUAACGCAAAUUCCGAUUGCAGCUCUCCGUGGGGCCCCUUUAUCUGAUUUCAGCGUUGACGAGCGGAUGCGUUGGGCAGCAAAACGCAACACCAGAAAAAUAGAAGAUAAGGCGUAUUGUCUACUGGGGAUUUUUGAUGUGUCCAUGCCUCUUGUAUAUGGUGAGGGAGACAAAAGUUUUGUUCGGCUCAAAGACGAAAUCGGUAAAUCUUAUCGGAGCCAGCUCGACGGGAGACAAAUUUUGAUCACCUCAAACUCUUGCAGCAUCGAUAAGCAUGGCACUGAAUCCACCCCCAUUGCUGAGGAGAUCUGGCCACAUGACCGCCGAAGGAUAUUGCUUGACUCUCUAAGCUUUGAUCAGAUGGAUUCGCGGCGGUCUACGAUUGGAAGUGCCUAUUCUACGACGUGCAAGUGGCUAUUGGAACACCCUGCGUACGUGGAUUGGAUUAACCCCGAGAAACUUCACCAGCAUCGUGGAUUUUUAUGGAUCAAUGGAAAACCUGGAGCGGGGAAAUCGACGUUGGUAAAGUUCACUCAUGCAUAUGCUGACAAGGAAAGACUUGAGCUUGAGAUCCUCGCCUCCUUCUUUUUCAAUGCUAGAGGAGACGAGCUCGAAAGGUCAACAAUCGGCAUGUAUCGAGCUUUACUAUUUCAGCUAUUGAAGAAAGCGGCGGAUUUGCAGCAGAUUUUUGACGAUUUCCAUCCUCCGUCUGAGUAUCAAAGCCAAUGUCCUGAGUGGACGAUCGAAUUGCUGCGUGAGCUUUUGUCCGCCGCUAUAGCAAGACUCGGACAGCGACGAUUGAAGUGCUUCGUCGACGCACUCGACGAGUGUGACGAGCAGCAAGUUCGAGAAAUGGUUGCUUUCUUUGAAGAACUCGGACAGAACGCUCUCGAGAACGGAAGCCAGCUCUACGUAUGCUUCGCUAGUCGCCAUUAUCCCACCAUCGACAUUCGGAGUGGCCGGCAAUUGACAUUAGAAGACGAACAGGGUCAUGUUGAGGACUUGGCGAAGUAUGUACAAAACCAUCUCCACGCUGGAAGAGGAAAAUACAUUGAGGAAGUCAAAACGCAGAUACGGGAGAAGGCAAAUGGUGUUUUUAUGUGGGCAGUUCUGGUCGUCGACAUUCUGAAUAAAGAAUUCCUCCGCGGCCGCAUCUUUGCCGUAAAGAAAAGACUCCAGGAGAUACCCGCAAAGCUCAGCGACCUCUUCAAAGACAUUUUGAGGAGAGAUAAUGCCAAUAUGGACGAUUUGUUGCUCUGUCUCCAAUGGAUACUGUUUGCAAGACGGCCCCUUCGACGGGAAGAAUUUUACUUCGCAAUGGUUGCUGGUCUCGAUCCUGAACCGGGGAAUAUGACCGAGUGGGAUUCUGAGCGCGUCACCGUCGACGACAUGAACCGUUUUGUGGUCAGUUCCUCCAAGGGGCUGGCUGAAAUCACCAAAUCAAAAACGCCAACGGUGCAAUUCAUCCACGAAUCAGUGCGGGAUUUUCUCAUCAAGGAUAACGGGCUAUGCGAGCUAUGGCCAGAGCUUGAAAAUGAUCUGUACAGUUUGAGCCAUGAUCGACUGAAGCGAUGCUGUCAAAACUACUUAAAUGUCGACAUAUCUGGUUGCAUCUCGUCUGAUGAGACACUUCCAAAAGCAUCUUCUGGCUCCGCAAAAGAUCUCAGACAAGUAUUAACAACCAAAUUUCCAUUUCUUGAAUUCGCAAGCCGACAUGUUUUAUAUCAUGCCGAUGAAGCCGCGAUGGGAAUUCCACAGGAGGACUUCUUGCGAGACUUUGCUCUUGGCGCUUGGAUCAAUGUUACUAACCUGCUCGAGCGGUAUGAUAUCCGUCGCCACACGCCAGAUGCAAGCCUCUUAUAUAUACUUGCGGAAAACAACUUCGCAAGGUUGAUAAGGACAACGUGCCAUCAAAGCUCGACGAUGAGGGUCCGAAGGGAGCGAUAUCAAUAUCCUCUUUUCGCUGCGUUGGCAAACGGCCAUCGCGACGCUGUUCGAGCACUCUUGCAACAAGAUGGACAUCCGCCAAUAGGAGACGUUGCCGAGCACCUGGAAUACGGGCGAACUUUUUCAGCUCGGAGAGAUCACACACCAUUUCUUUGGGCGCUCGAGAAGGGACACAAGGCCCUUGCUGAAAUUCUUGCUAUUUCCACAGAUAUCAAUCUCAAUCUAGGAGACAAAGGAGGUCGAAGUGCACUAUUAUUGGCAGCUGAAAAGGGCUACGAGGAAAUAGUAAGUCUGCUACUAGCAACUGAUAAGGGCGCCAACAUCGAGGCCACAGACAAUAACGGUAAGACAGCCUUACUAAGGGCAGCUAUAAAUGGGAGGGAAACAAUUAUGCAGCUGCUGUUGGACAAGGGUGCCAACAUUGAGGCCAUCGACAAUAACGGCAAGACAGCACUACUAUGGGCAGCUGAAGGAGGGAAGGAGACGAUCGUGCAGAUGCUGCUGGAAAAGGGCGCCAACCUCGAGGUUAAAUGCUACCAAGGCGAGACAGCCUUACUACGGGCAGCUAUAAGUGGGAGAGAGACAAUUGUGCGGCUGCUGGUGGAUAAGGGCGCCAACAUCGAGGCCACCGACAACGACGGCAAGACAGCACUACUACGGGCAGCUAUAAAUUGGAGCGAGACAAUUGUGCGGCUCGAGACAAUUGUGCGGCUGUUGGUGGACAAGGGCGCCAACAUCGAGGCCACCGACAACGACGGCAAGACAGCACUACUAUGGGCAGCUAUAAAUGGGAGCGAGACAAUUGAGCGGCUGCUGUUGGACAAGGGCGCCAACAUCGAGGCUACCGACAACGACGGCAAGACAGCCUCACUAUGGGCGGCUGAAGGGCAACGCGAUAGGGUCGUGGAAUUACUUUAUGGCCAAGGGUGGGAACAUCGAGGGGCAGGACAAAGACGACCGUACGCCGUUGUUACACGACAGCUUGGAAUAGGGACAAGCGUGAAGUAA